Messenger RNA from Penicillium waksmanii, 1113 nucleotides. RefSeq names its product alkene reductase. The transcript has a single exon. Gene Ontology annotation, molecular function: FMN binding; NADPH dehydrogenase activity. The record is from RefSeq and is a predicted model, not a curated record. NCBI's taxonomy places the organism in Eukaryota, Fungi, Ascomycota, Eurotiomycetes, Eurotiales, Aspergillaceae. The coding region runs from base 1 to 1113 and encodes 370 amino acids.
AUGUCGAAGCUAUUCACAUCUCUUCAGAUAGCCGAUGUUACCCUGGCACAUCGCGUGGUCAUGGCCCCGAUGACCCGCUUCCGCACCGACGAGAAUCAUGUCCAGUCUUCUAUGGCUGUUGAAUACUAUGCUCAGCGGGCCUCUGUUCGCGGAACUCUUCUCAUCACAGAAGCUACUUUGAUCUCACCUAGCCACGGCGGUUUCCCGGACUCACCAGGGUUGUGGAACGACGCCCAAGUAGAGGGAUGGAAGAAAAUUGUAGAUGCAGUGCAUGCUCGAGGUUCUUAUAUCUUCGCCCAGUUGAUUGCAACGGGUCGCGCCGCAGAUCAAGCCUCGAUAAGGAAGGAGGCUGGUCAUUGUACUUUGUCGGCCAGCCCGAUCCCGCUGACGGAUAAUGCAUGCAUCCCGAUCCCAAUGUCGGAGCACCAGAUUGAGGCUGCUACGGCUGACUUCGUCAAGGCGGCGCAAAAUGCUAUACGAGCAGGUUUUGACGGUGUCGAGCUUCAUGGCGCCAACGGCUAUCUUCUGGACCAAUUUUUACAGGACACAUGCAAUCAGAGAGAGGAUCGAUGGGGUGGAAGUAUCGAGAACCGAGCUCGAUUUCCCGUCCAGGUCGCCGCUGCAGUUGCCCAAGCAGUCGGGGCCCAAAAAGUCGGCUACCGAAUCAGUCCGUGGAGUACCUUUCAAGGCAUGCGAAUGGCUCAUCCUAUUCCUCAGUUCUCGUAUCUCAUUGAAAAAUUGCGAGAGUUGAAGUUAGGAUAUCUUCACGUAAUCGAAUCGCGAGUCGUCAACAACGUCGAUAUUGAAAAGACAGAAGGGAUUGAGUUCGCGCUCGAGAUAUGGGGACAAACCUCUCCAGUCCUGGUGGCUGGUGGAUUUUCUCCAGCAUCUGCGAAACACGCGGUUGAUGUAGAGUACUGGAACAACGAUGUCGCCGUUGUUCUGGGUAGACAUUUUCUCGCUAAUCCUGACCUUCCCUUCCGCAUCAAGCACAACAUGAAUCUUAACAAGUACGACCGACCAAGCUUUUACACACCCAAAGUCAGUCGCGGCUACGUUGACUACCCUUUCAGUCCUGAAUUCCUCGCGGGGGACAGCCAGAUGCAUCUGUAA